AUGUCAUCGUGGCCAAUAGAUACCCUUUAUAACUGUAUUAGACAUCAAUUCCAUUUUGUCAAUCUGAAGAAGAACUGGACCGAAGCUCAGCGUUACUGUAGGGAAAAGUUCAUCGACCUUGCCAACAUCCAGAGCCAAGCCUCCAACACCGAGGCCAGGCAGGUGGCAACAGGAUACCAAUACGUCUGGAUCGGACUCUACAAUGGCGCCUGGAAAUGGUCUCAGGAGGGCACAAAGGUCGAAAGCUUUGUUCUUUAUCAGGCCGCGGGCAACUGGGGGUCCAAGGGGUGUGCGGCGCUGAGAGUAGACGGACGCUGGAAGGACGAAGGCUCUGCAGACCACAAGUAUGUUGUGGUGCAGCAGCAGAUGAACUGGACAGACGCUCAGACCUUCUGCAGGAAGAAUCACGUAGAUCUGAGCAGCAUCAGGAGUCACCAGGAACGCUACAGCAUGACCCAACAGUUGCUGUCAUCGGUGGCAAACACAAUUGAGAAAGACGCCUGGAUUGGUUUGUACAGAGACAAGUGGGAGUGGUCAGAUGGGAAGGAACAGCCCUACAGGCAGUGGAGCAUCCUGUCUCACUCGUUAUCAAACUGCAUCACAAUAGGCUCGCACACGGGAAUCUGGAGCAGCAAACCCUGCGAGGAAAAACGUUCCUUCCUGUGUUACUCACGUGAGUGUUCCUUCAGGUUCUGCAGACUCUGA
Messenger RNA from Stegastes partitus (bicolor damselfish), 705 nucleotides. The record is from RefSeq and is a predicted model, not a curated record. NCBI's taxonomy places the organism in Eukaryota, Metazoa, Chordata, Actinopteri, Pomacentridae.